Messenger RNA from Plenodomus lingam JN3, 471 nucleotides. NCBI's taxonomy places the organism in Eukaryota, Fungi, Ascomycota, Dothideomycetes, Pleosporales, Leptosphaeriaceae. The record is from RefSeq and is a predicted model, not a curated record.
AUGAAGUUCCAGGCCAUCCUUCUUGCUGCUGCCACUUCAAGUGCCGUCAUGGCCCAUGGCUACCUCAAAGACCCACCCCAUGGCGAAGUGGUUCCUCGUCAGGACACUGUCAUUCCUCCUCCUGGUUUCGACACUCGCCAGGUCCGCCCUGACAUCGAUGUCGGUGGUUCUCAGUCUCCUCGUGGACCAGGCAGCCGUCGCCAGGUCCGCCCUGACAUCGAUGUCGGUGGUUCUCAGUCUCCUCGUGGACCAGGCAGCCGUCGCCAGGUCCGCCCUGACAUCGAUGUCGGUGGUUCUCAGUCUCCUCGUGGACCAGGCAGCCGUCGCCAGGUCCGCCCUGACAUCGAUGUCGGUGGUUCUCAGUCUCCUCGUGGACCAGGCAGCCGUCGCCAGAUCCGCCCCAACAUCGAUGUUGGUGGUUCUCAGUCUCCUCGUGGACCAGGCAGCCGUCGCCAGGAAAUGGAGAACUAA